Messenger RNA from Cladophialophora carrionii CBS 160.54, 1188 nucleotides. RefSeq lists its product as uncharacterized. Lineage: Eukaryota; Fungi; Ascomycota; Eurotiomycetes; Chaetothyriales; Herpotrichiellaceae. The record is from RefSeq and is a predicted model, not a curated record. The transcript has a single exon. The coding region runs from base 1 to 1188 and encodes 395 amino acids.
AUGUCUGCAGCUUCCAGCGGGCAGCACCCCCCUACGCUUCCAGACUCCAAUGCCGCCUCUCAUACCGGAGGAGGCCGUCGUGGCCGUUGGCGGCGCAUAAAAUGUACCUACCCUUCUUGCCGCAAGUACGGACACUUCACAUCGCAAUGCUGGGUCGCGCAGCCCGAAUUACGACCUGCUGACGGCGUGCAUCGCCGUAUCUGUUACCGCUGUCUAGCUCCAGGCCAACGCCCUGGCCGGUCCGCCCACGCCACCCCCAUCAACUCCGACGCCACGUCCGCCUUGCUCGCACAGACCGAACGAACCCCGUCACAUUCCCGCCCAGCAUUCCGCUUCCUUGAUCUCCCCCAAGAGAUUCAACACAUGAUCUACGCCCACGCUUACGCCGAUGGGUACCGCAUCACCGUGCGCAUGCUGGACAUCCCCACGAGGUCUAUAGGGCGCAUGUCUGAAGCAGACUGUGCCACCAGGUCUAUAGGGUGCAUGACUGAAGCCGACUGUUCUACCAAGUGUAUCUGUAAGGGUAAGGGUGAGUGUGAGGUCGGAUGCCCAGCAACCCCGUUCCAGCUCUGGAUCUUACACUACCUCUCACCUCGACUCGAAUACUCGACCACGCGCGCGGACGAGAUCGAAUGCAACCUCGCCUUCGUAAGCAAAAAGCUGCGCAGAGAAUCACGGCUCGCCCGCGAACAUGCCUUCGACGGCACUUUGACCGUGGCGUGGGACCCCUACGCAACGUCUAUGGCGUUGAAAACGAUCUGCGGCUCCGACGAGUGGGCUAGUCUACGCGCCCAGAUCACGGACCUGAGGCUCGUUGGCCUGUCUCGCCGCUCGAUCCGGGGUUCCUUGAAGAGGGCAUUCUGGAGAGAUCUACCUUUCCCGGGAGCGUUUCCCAACGUCAACGCAAUAAACCUCUGGUAUGAUGUCGUCCGCCGAGUGCAUAAGGAUCGUCAUUCCGAAGCACCUGGCCGACCAGCAUACACCGACGAGAGUGAGGAGGCGGCCAUGGACUACCUGCCUACUCACCUGGAGUAUCUUCUGAAGGUUCGAGAACUUGGGAACGGGAUAUGGGCGACGGGACCGGUCGACUGGUCCAUCAAUCUGAAUAAGACGGUGACUUGGCUGGAUAAUUGUGAUCGUGGCGACUGUAAUCGUGGAGAUCAGUGGGUGGUAUUCCCUGCUCGCUGA